This is a messenger RNA of Emys orbicularis (European pond turtle), 1858 nucleotides long. It is a transcript of the gene GK, whose product is annotated as glycerol kinase. The transcript has 20 exons. Gene Ontology annotation, cellular component: mitochondrion. The coding region runs from base 87 to 1685 and encodes 532 amino acids. The record is from RefSeq and is a predicted model, not a curated record. NCBI's taxonomy places the organism in Eukaryota, Metazoa, Chordata, Testudines, Emydidae. Gene Ontology annotation, biological process: phosphorylation; triglyceride metabolic process; glycerol metabolic process. Gene Ontology annotation, molecular function: glycerol kinase activity.
AGAGCGCGCUGAAGACGCCGGAGAGUGUUUUGCCCUGCAGUCCCCGGCCAGGGUCGCCUAGGAGACGCGGCUCGCGAGCGGCUCCCAUGGCUGCGUCGGACCGAGUGGUGCUGGGGCCGCUGGUGGGCGCGAUCGACCAGGGCACCAGCUCCACGCGCUUCCUGGUUUUUAAUGCGAAAACAGCAGAGCUCCUGAGUCACCAUCAAGUAGAAAUAAAACAGAAAUUCCCUAAAGAAGGAUGGGUGGAGCAAGAUCCAAAGGAAAUCUUGCAGUCCGUUUAUGAAUGUGUGGAGAAAACAUGUGGGAAAUUGAACCAGCUAAACAUAGACAUCACCAACAUAAAAGCUGUUGGAGUCAGCAAUCAGAGAGAGACAACUGUGGUUUGGGACAAGACAACUGGAGAACCUCUCUAUAAUGCUAUUGUGUGGCUUGACCUGAGAACCCAGCCAACAGUUGAGAGGCUUCUUAAAAUAAUUCCAGGGCAAAAUACAUCAUUUUUUAAGACUAGGACUGGCCUUCCACUUAGCACGUAUUUCAGUGCAGUGAAACUUCGGUGGCUCCUAGAUAACGUGGAAGAGAUCAGGCAAGCUGUUCGUGAUGGGCGAGCUAUGUUUGGUACCAUUGAUUCAUGGCUUAUAUGGAGUUUGACAGGUGGGAAGAAUGGAGGUGUUCAUUGUACAGAUGUCACCAAUGCCAGUAGAACAAUGUUGUUCAACAUUCAUUCCUUGGAGUGGGAUUCUGAACUCUGCCAUUUUUUUGAUGUUCCUAUGGAAAUACUUCCAAAAGUGCGGAGUUCCUCUGAGAUUUAUGGUUUGAUGAAAAUGUGCCCUAGCCUGAAAUCCGGAGCCCUGACAGGUGUGCCAAUUUCUGGGUGCCUGGGUGACCAAUCUGCUGCUCUAGUUGGACAAAUGUGUUUCAAGGAUGGACAAGCAAAAAACACGUAUGGAACAGGAUGUUUCUUGCUUUACAAUACAGGUCAAAAGCCUGUUUUGUCUGAACAUGGCCUUCUGACCACAGUGGCUUACAAACUGGGCAGAGACAAACCUGUAUAUUAUGCACUAGAAGGCUCUGUUGCCAUAGCUGGUGCUGUUGUUCGUUGGCUAAGGGACAAUCUUGGUAUCGUAAAGUCUUCAAGUGAAGUUGAAAAACUUGCUGCAGAAGUGGGAACUUCUUAUGGCUGCUACUUCGUCCCAGCAUUCUCAGGAUUAUAUGCACCUUACUGGGAACCUAGUGCACGAGGUAUUAUCUGUGGCCUUACUCAGUUUACAAAUAAAAACCACAUUGCCUUCGCUGCAUUAGAGGCUGUCUGCUUUCAAACACGAGAGAUUUUGGAUGCUAUGAACAAGGACUGUGGGAUACCACUGAGUGAGUUACAAGUAGAUGGAGGAAUGACCAACAACAAGAUUCUCAUGCAGCUUCAAGCAGAUAUUCUCUGUAUUCAAGUAGUGAAGCCAUCAAUGCCUGAAACAACAGCACUAGGAGCUGCAAUGGCAGCUGGAGCGGCAGAAGGAGUUGGAGUUUGGAGUCUGAAUCCUGGGGAUUUGACAGCAGUGACAUGGGAACGAUUUGAACCACAGAUCAAUCCCGAGGAAAGUGAAUAUCGCUAUGCCAGGUGGAAGAAAGCUGUAAUGAAAUCAGUGGGCUGGGAGAUAUCUGAACCUCAGGCAAAUGGAAUUGACAAAUGAGGCUACUUAAUGGAUUACCGGAAUACAGCCUGUUUGGUUUAUGUACGAAGAGAGAAGAAUCCAGUUAUCUCCCAAUAUGAUGGCACUGUUUGUAUGAUUAGUUAAUUUAUAAUCCCAUCUGUUGUCUGACCUAGAGAGACAUCCAAGACGAUGGAUUUCUAACCUGAAAUAAG